AAGUUUCCCCGGAAGUGACGCGGCUAGAAACCAAAGUGACGACAGGCGAUGUUUGUUGUCAUAUCUGUUUUUGUUGUGAAGAGCAAAGGCGAGGAUCAUCUCUGCUCGGACGGACCUAUGGUGAUCAUUAUAGAGAGGUAGAAUGUAAAACACGAUGGCUGGCUUUGAAACGUACCAGGAGUAUCAGCGAUUAGAAGAUUAUGAUGAAGACUCGCCUCCAGGAGAAGAAGAUUUACUCAUCCAUGUGCCAGAGGGCAGAGGAGACCCGUGGCAUCAUAUCGAGAAUCUCGACAAUUUCUUCACAAGGAUCUAUCAUUUCCAUCAGAGGAAUGGAUUCGCCUGUAUGGUGUUAUCAGAGUUUUUUGAACUUGUGCAAUUCCUGUUUGUGGUCACGUUUACAACUUUUCUCUUCAACUGUGUGGAAUAUGAUGUUCUCUUUGCUAACCGAGUGGUCAACCACACGGGUCAGAGCCUCGGUCCUCUGGACAGGAACAAGGUCACCCUUCCUGAUGCGAUUUUACCCAGCGAGCAGUGCACUGAGAGGAUUCAAGGAAACAGCUGGAUCAUCUUCCUCUUGAUAAUGGCAGCAAUUUUCUGGGUCUAUCGGCUCGUGAAGGUGAUCUGCAACAUCCUCAGCUACUGGGAGAUCCGACAGUUUUAUAAAAAAGCACUGAAAAUACAGAUGGAUGAGCUGUGCAACUUCACGUGGCAAGAAGUUCAAGGCCGUUUGAUUGACCUGCAGCGCGAGCAGCCCAUGUGCGUCCAGAAACGUGAACUUUCUGAAUUAGAUAUCUACCACCGCAUCCUGCGCUUUAAAAACUACACGGUGGCCAUGAUCAACAAGUCCCUGCUGCCCGUCAGACUACGUGUGCCCUUCUUCGGCGACAUGAUCUUCCUCACGCAGGGCCUAAAAUACAACUUUGAGCUCAUUCUGUUCUGGGGACCUCUGUCACUCUUCCAGAACAAAUGGAGUCUGCAUCCCAAAUACAAACGGGCGGCAAACCGGCAGGAGGUCGCCAAGCAGCUCAGCCGCGUCAUACUGUUGACUGGUCUGGUCAAUCUGCUGCUGUGUCCCUUCGUGCUGGUGUGGCAGGUGCUGUAUGCAUUCUUUAGCUACGCUGAAGUCAUCAAGCGUGAGCCGGGAAGUUUGGGGGCCCGGCGCUGGUCGCUGUACGGCCGUCUCUACCUCCGCCACUUAAACGAGCUGGAUCACGAGCUGCAAGGCAGGCUGGGCCGUGGGUACAAACCCGCCGCAAAAUACAUGAAUGUUUUCGUUUCUCCUCUGCUGGCGGUGCUGGCCAAGAACGUGGCUUUCUUCUCCGGCUCGGUUCUCGCCGUGCUCAUUGCUCUGACGGUGUACGAUGAAGACGUGCUGACCGUGCAACACAUCCUGACGGCCAUCACCGUACUUGGCGUGGUCAUCACCAUCACCAGGUCGUUUAUUCCAGAUGAACAUAUGGUGUGGUGUCCUGAACAGCUGCUUCAGUGUGUCCUGGCCCACAUUCACUACAUGCCCGACCACUGGAAGGGCAGUGCCAACAAGAGCGAGACCCGCGACGAGAUGGCACAGCUUUACCAAUAUAAAGCGGUCUUUAUAUUGGAGGAGCUUCUGAGUCCCAUAAUUACCCCCUUCAUCCUCAUCUUCCCCCUUCGGAGCAAGUCUUUAGAAAUCAUCGACUUCUUCCGUAACUUCACCGUUGACGUGGCAGGGGUGGGAGACAUCUGCUCAUUCGCCCAGAUGGACAUCAGGCGCCAUGGAAAUCCACAGUGGAUGUCUGAAGGUCAGACGGAGGCCUCAGUGUACCAGCAGGCUGAGAAUGGGAAGACGGAGCUGUCGCUGAUGCAUUUCACCAUCAAAAACCCGCGCUGGGAGCCCCCGCAAGAGAGCUCUGUGUUCAUCAGCCACCUGAAGGAGAAGGUGCAUCAGGACGCUCAGACAGGACCAUCUCCUCAGCUGCUGCUGUCCGAGGCUCCUCUCUGUACCUCGCUGCUGUCUAAUGAGUCCGCCACGGGUCCUGAUAACCUGUUAGCCAGUGUGUUGGCUCACCCCGUACUGACCGCCUCCGGACUGCCUGGGAGGAAUCGCCGCUUCAUCCCGCCGAGCAGUGCGGCUUCUGCUGCCGCUAGUGUCCUGGCGUCCCUUUCGUCUUCUCAGCAGCCCCACGCCGGCCGUUCUCGCUCACACACACUCCUGCCAUCCCGACAGCACCACGACAGCACCAUGUACUGCAGCGACCACACUGUGGGCGACAGCAUGUCUGCAAGUGACUCCAGAGUGCUCAGCCAGUCUCAUUCGGCCCUGGCGUCAGAGUUCGCAUCAGCUGAGAUGAGCCUGCAUGCUAUAUACAUGCACGAGGUGCAUCAGCAAAAGACCCAGCAUCCAUCUGGACCAAUUCAGGCCUCUGUGCCAAUGAAGGACUUGAGCACCAACUAUGCUCAAGGUCCUCAGAUACAGUCUGCACAGACAGUCACCUUGGUGCCACCCACUUCUGGCCGCUUGGGCGGCUGGGCUGAAGAGGAAGAGGAGGAGCAGGGCGACGAGGAGGAGAUAAACACCAACCCUGUGCCGGAUCAGACCAGCAGAGGGAGCAGCUGAUGUGCCUUCAACCUGUACAUUUUUGUUCAUUUCUGGUAGUUGUGGCCUUACUUUGGUUUGAAACCCUUUGAUCAAGCAUGUUGGGUCGCCACACCAAGCAGGUCGAUCAAGGAGCCCGUCGGAGCCAUUCGGUUCUCUGGACACACCAUCUUCCAGUUUAGAGGAACUUUGACGUAACGGACUGCAAGAGUAUGUCUGCCACUUCCCCUCCCUCGUCACGUCACUUACAUUUACAUUUCAGACUGCUGUGUGUUUGUGUUGGAGUGUGUGUUUUUGUUUUGUUUAUGACACAACAGGGUGACACUUGUUUUGCAGUAUUUAUUUCCAUUGCAUUUUCUUUCAUGCAGCGUUUGUUUUGUUUGGGUUUGAGCAAGUUACGUUUUUCCGCCUCUCUGUCUCAAAGGCGAGCCAGGUAGUAUUUACUUUUGAAGCGCUGCCUUUUAUGGUAUUAUUGCUAGUUUCACUUUUGCGUUACAGAACCAGUGGACAGAAAAUAUCACUGAAUGUAAAAUCAUACCAGUUGCCUCGUUAGGAAAAAAAAAGAAAAAUUCUCAAAAUUAUAAAACAUGAUUUUUUUUUUUCUUUUAAGAAAAUAUAAAUAGACUUUUUUUGCCUAAUGAAAAUUUUUAUUUAAAUUAAAAGUGAUUUGCAUUUGCAAAUGUGUUGAGAAAUAACAAUAACCUCUUGAAUGAAAAUUUAAACGAAGAAAAAAAAAAAAAAGAUUUUAGCAAUAAAAUGAAUUUUGCUUUACCAAAAAGCUUUUGAUUUGCAGGGGGACGCACAGGUUCUUAAACUUAAUAAAAAUGAAGUCUUAUUUUUUGCGGGUUGUCUAAAAAGUAGCAACAAAUAGCUAGUUUUAACAUCUUAGACGACCAUAUGACUGCAUUAAAGGAUUUUUGUUAUUUAAAUGAUGCUAAAGCUAUAAGAAUGAUUAACUAUCAAACUGAAGAGUUAAUGUGGAAAAAAAGUAAUUAAAUUAUUAAAAUUAAAGCUUUUUUUUUUUUUUUUUUUUUAAAGCCAGACAUUAGUCCCAGUUCACAGCCAUUGAGACAUUAUUUCUAAACUACUUGUUCAGCUUGUAAACAGCAGAUUAGCACAUUAUUUAACCACUUAAGAAGUUAAAAUGAAACACUAAUCAAGGAUAAAAGCAGUUUGAAGAUGUUAGUGUCGUGAUUUUGAGUUUGGUUUAGGAUUUGAUAACAGUCUCUUCCAGCAUGUUGAAUUAAAUAUUACACAUCUGACAGAUGAUCUGAGAAGUCAGUUUAAGCUGUUAAUGUUGUGUGUCCGUGUCGACCCAAAAACUGAAGGGUGUGAUUUUUGUGCGGUGCCUGCGGUAAGAGUUCAGUCAAGUCUCAAACUAGAAUUUGCCGUUAUCUAGAACAAAAUAGAUUUUAACUAAUGUGCUCUCUCACAGCGUAGGAAGGCUUGGCUCUGUAAUAUAAUACUAUCACGAGAGCCUAAGGGCUUUUGACAGUUUACACACGGUAUAUGACACUCUGGUCAGAGAUAUACCCACAAUUCAUGUAAAACACUGAACUUCCUGUGACAAGAGCAUGGCCACAUAAGCUUUCAGAUAUCAUCUACUUGAAAUACUGCAGUUAAGCGUAGUUAAUAAAGAUAACGGCAUCCGUAUAAGACCCACUGAAAUACCUCCUGUGUAUGUACAGUAUUUAUUUGUGUGGGACAUUAUUGAACGAAUGCCUUCAGGAUGUAGUUGCAGACGUGCAGUUUACAGUGUUACAGGAUUCGAGGGUUUUUCCACACAGGACUGCGUAAGUGAAACACAUUGUUUUAAAUCUCUGUUAUCUUAAUGUUCUGUUUAAACAGUCUGGGGUUGGACUGUGCUAGGUGCUAUAUAUAUGUAUAUUAAAUUUGUUUUGAUAUUUAUCUCUUUUUGUUGGAUUUUACCUUUUUUUUUUUUUUUUUUUUUUUUUUUCUGAUCGAAAUAACACUAUCAAAAAAUAAACCUUACCAACCAAG
Messenger RNA from Cyprinus carpio (common carp), 4576 nucleotides. Its product is annotated as autophagy-related protein 9A-like. The transcript has 15 exons. The record is from RefSeq and is a predicted model, not a curated record. Gene Ontology annotation, cellular component: autophagosome; phagophore assembly site. Lineage: Eukaryota; Metazoa; Chordata; Actinopteri; Cypriniformes; Cyprinidae. Bases 155 to 2596 code for a protein of 813 amino acids. Gene Ontology annotation, biological process: autophagy of mitochondrion; protein localization to phagophore assembly site.